Lathyrus oleraceus (garden pea) is the source of this 1317-nucleotide messenger RNA. RefSeq lists its product as uncharacterized. The coding region runs from base 172 to 813 and encodes 213 amino acids. Gene Ontology annotation, biological process: protein import into nucleus. The transcript has 10 exons. The record is from RefSeq and is a predicted model, not a curated record. Gene Ontology annotation, molecular function: small GTPase binding; guanyl-nucleotide exchange factor activity. Lineage: Eukaryota; Viridiplantae; Streptophyta; Magnoliopsida; Fabales; Fabaceae. Gene Ontology annotation, cellular component: nucleus.
UUUACAUUUGAAGCAGAGGAGUACUUUAGCUUACAUUUGAAGCAGAGGAGUAUUUUUUUAGCUUACAUUUGAAGCAAAUUUGAAUAUCGUCUUUUCUAUUUAUCUAUCAGCUACCGUAAAAACCAACCCCUCUUUCAUUCUUAUUCUCACUCUUCAUUAUCAGUGCAAAAAAUGCCAUCAGAUAUCGUUUAUCAACGCCCUUUGUUUGGGGGACAAAUAUCAUGCACGUUUCCCAACAGAUUCCAGGAUGUCAGCGAAAUUCGCCAAGUACCUGAUCAUCAGGAGGUGUUUGCGGACCCUAGCCGCGAUGAAAGUUUGAUUGUUGAGCUUUUAGAGUUUAAGCCUGAUGUUGCUGAUAAUGAUAGUGCUGUGUGGUUUCUGCAAGAUCUUGCUAGGGAACAGGACGCUGAAGGAACUUUGGUUAUUGAGCAGUCAGGAGUUCAUGAAGCACCUGGUUUGAUGUAUAAUAAUAUAUCGGCUGUUGUAACAACUGCAGUGGGCCAAAUGGCGAUUUCUAAGGGGCGACAGGGAAGGGAAGCACAAAAUACUGUGAAAGUUCAUUUGGCAAAUUUGCGUAUUAAAGGAGUUGAUACUGAUGUACUAAUCACUGCAUAUGAGCCGAUUGUUAUAAACCCUUUUAGCGAAAGUGCGGAUGCGGUUGGUGCCGGCAUGGCUGUUCCUGCUGCACAAGCUGGAUGUAUGCCAAUGGAUGAGGUCUUUAAACUUGCUGUUACAAGCUUCAAGGAAAAGAGACAGAAAAGUGGAAAAGGAAAAAGAGCAAGAGAACAAGGGUUGAAGGAAGGAAAAGCUUGAAGCUCAGAGAUUUGCCGGAUUAACUCAGGUAACGAGCAGUGAUUGAGUAGAAGCUAGUCCUUGGAGUCUAGUGUAGUUCCUUAGUGGGUCAUGCUCUGGUAGAUGUAACAUCGGGAUGGGAUGUUUUACUAUGUUUUCAUUUGGUUGUUGAACAACUUUACAUGUGUCAUACGGUGAACUGACUUGGGGUGUUUUGCUUUUUAUCGCAAUGUCGCGGAUAGCAAGAGUCGCCACCGACUUUUCUUUUAUCCAAUAAGGAAAGGUGGAAAAGAACAGGAAAGACCUCAAUAGAUUUUGGGUUCGGGAGGUACAUUAUACAAAGGGAAGGUAUUAGCACCCUUUGUAUCCAUGGUUAUCCAUGGGCUCUUAAUUACUGGAUCACUUAUAUUUUUGUCUGAAAAAGUGCUUGUGAACGGCUUAGAAAAUAUUUUGAAAAGAGAGUUUAACUUUGUAAUGAUUCUCGUAUGAAUGUAUACAAAGUGGUUAUCUCGUUUAGUUUUGAAA